CGCCGAUUUGGGUGGGGGGGGUGGAAAUCUGUACAAGCAGCGCUGUGAUUGGUCAUAAAAGAAUAUUAAAAUAAACAACAGGAAUGCCCAUUGGUCAACGUCCAUUCGCGAGGAGUCCCGGGUAUAGGAUUGUUAAGGGUUUUAUUUUUUCUCUCGGUCUUGAACCGAAAUUGUUUCCCAUCUCCUCAGUUCCACAACCAAAUAACGAAAUGGCUGGUGGUAAGGCAGGAAAAGACAGUGGCAAAGCCAAGGCGAAAGCGGUGUCGCGCUCCCAGAGAGCUGGACUGCAGUUCCCAGUGGGUCGUAUCCACAGGCACUUGAAGACUCGUACUACCAGCCAUGGCCGUGUAGGAGCCACAGCGGCCGUGUACAGUGCUGCCAUCCUCGAAUACCUCACCGCUGAGGUGCUGGAGUUGGCGGGCAACGCUUCCAAAGAUCUGAAGGUGAAGCGCAUCACUCCUCGCCACUUGCAGCUCGCUAUCCGUGGAGACGAGGAGUUGGACUCCCUCAUCAAGGCCACCAUUGCUGGAGGAGGUGUGAUCCCUCACAUCCACAAGUCCUUGAUCGGGAAGAAGGGCCAGCAGAAGACUGCAUAGACAGACCAUCUUAUUGACUGUGAAGGCUUGUAUUCUGACUGGACUGUGUUCGGAGACACUUGUAUUCAGACUGACUUGACUGACCAGAACUUCACAUUGGUAUUUUAUUAUUAAUAUUAUAGCUAACGAUGAGUGAUUAAGGUUUUUCAUUAUUGUAAUAUUUCCCAUAACGAGAAACUCUAAGACCAACACAUUUGUAUUAGGGCUGGGCGAUUAUGGUCUAAAAAUCAGAUCUUUUUUUUCUUCUAACUUAUGGGUGGUUCCUAAAUGUAAUGACAGUCUAAUUCGGGGCUUGUGAAAUUAUACUUAGGCUAAAUAUAAGCCUUCCACAACACACUAAUUCAUUAUUUUAUCAAAGUAGUUUAACAUGCUUUUUUGCAAUCACUGAUCUAGCUUUCAAGUUUAUGAAAAUUCCCUUUUCUUUCAAAUUUAACCAGGAGCAUGCAUAAUAUACAUUCACUAAUUAACUUAUUGUAGCAAGCAUUAUAGAAAAUUAACACCGGUUUCAAGCACAAGCCCACAUGCUAGUAGGUAGCCAGCUAAUCUUUAUAUUUCAAGUUUUGCUAACUUGGAUCUAUUUGCUAGCUAACAAGGCAGAACAGUGGAGUUAUGAACACACCCUUCUGUCUCCAACUGUUUAAACAGCAUGCUAUCCUGUCUACUUUGUUCAGAUUUUGAAAUGAAGUGCCCUACUUAAUCAGAACGAGACAUUUCCAAUCAUUAUUUUAUCCUUAUUGCAGAUUUAAAAUACUCGACUGCUAGUAUACGUCUUUGAUAAAAUGCUGCUCGCUGUACUUGGUAGUGCAAUGCUGCGUGUGACAAACUGAGCAUACAUUUUGUUCGUGUCUGCUCUGUGUGCAAUUUCAGUAGUUCAGACAAAGGGUAUCCUUACCUUUGUGUCCAUAUGAUUUUUUUAUUUUAUGGACCAAACCUUAAAUGCAAAUGGAGACUUUUUGUCCGAUCUGUCCAAAAUGAGCUCAAUGGUUUGAGCUUAGAUUUAAGCUUGUCACCUGCCUUUGGGACAACUCCUGUUUUUAGGGUGGAGACUUUCAUCUUGUCAUUAUAUACAGUUCUCUGGUGUUAGUGGGAAGGAGCGACUAAGUUGAGACCAAAAAGACAUGAGAACAAGCAGACAUAACACUCAUAAAAAUGAAAAUACAAACAUUGAUUCUUGCGAUAUAGGCAUUUGGAAUAUCGCUCAAAUUAAUUAGAUCGCUCAGCCCUAAUUUGUAUGCCAUUUUAAGGUUGUUGGGCAGGACAGAGGAAAUAAUCAUACCUUUGUCAGAUUGUGAAAGUUGAAUUUGAUUGGCAGGGCUUCAUAAAUGUUUUAUACUGAAAUGGAAUUAAACUCAUUUUUAUAAAAACGAA
This is a messenger RNA of Salmo salar (Atlantic salmon), 1964 nucleotides long. RefSeq names its product histone H2A.V. Gene Ontology annotation, molecular function: DNA binding; protein heterodimerization activity; structural constituent of chromatin. The record is from RefSeq and is a predicted model, not a curated record. Lineage: Eukaryota; Metazoa; Chordata; Actinopteri; Salmoniformes; Salmonidae. Gene Ontology annotation, cellular component: nucleosome.